Molecule: messenger RNA, 3697 nt
Organism: Orbicella faveolata
Lineage: Eukaryota; Metazoa; Cnidaria; Anthozoa; Scleractinia; Merulinidae
Molecular function (GO): ATP hydrolysis activity; ATP binding
Source: RefSeq, a predicted model, not a curated record
GUUAAACAAAAUUGAUGACAAUCCGCCAGUUAUUAUCGUUAUUAAUCAUUUAUUUGUGACAAGAAUCCAUUGGCUUGAAAAGCUGAACAAAUAAAAUACGUAAUAUUCCUUUACGAUGUUGAAUUCCAGAAAGCUUCCGAAGUGGACCUGUCACGCGGAAAAGAUUGCGUGACGAACGCAAAGAGCCCGUAGUGUGGGAGGCUGUACGUAUCAGAGUUUGUGCCCGCGCGCUGUCCGUUAUUUUUCCCUACUACGAAACUUGAAAAUAAAUGUGCGCGUUUAAACCUGGUGUGUUUGUUGCCUUGGAGAUGAAUGCAUUCCAAAAAUUAUUCAUAAAAAUUCUUAAAGGGAGUUCUCGGUUCUCGAGUUCCGGUUCUCGGAUGACGUCAUGAGUUGGCUGGAAGGGAUGCUGGGUAGACGCAAAAUGACCAAACUGAACAUCCGAAAUCUUUGGGAAUCCAACUCAAAACACAGAAUACCGUGAUCAAUUAAACUGCAGCAAAAUGACGUAAUACUACAAGGCAGACUGGAAAUCUUUAAUUUCAAGAUGUGCUAAAUGAGCGUGGUGUAAAGAAGCAUGCUUCGUCGGGUUGUGGUUGAGAAUUAUAUCAUCUUUAAAGGCCGACAAGAGCUUGACUUGGAAAGUGCGUGUGGCAGUAGUUUUCAUACUCUUGUAGGCGAAAACUCGAGUGGCAAGAGCAGCUUUGUGGCUUUAGUCAAAGCAGCGAGUAAUUUUGUUGACAACGAUGAAGAUUUUGAGGUGAUAGGUAAUAACGUUGCAAGCGCUAAAGCGGUGUGCGAGUUUCAUUUUCAACAUGGACGAGAGCUCUCUCAAUAUUUUGAAAGUUCACCCUCGAAUUUCACUGGAGCAGUUCUGUCGACUGUUCCUUGUGUUUCAGGAUUGUUUUCUUGGUUUUCAGACGAUGUCCUAAAAUUUCCAACCGAACUUACUAACCUGCUGAGGGAGACAUUUGGUUCAGUUUCAGGGUUAGUGCGCGUGUUUUCUGGAAGAAAGACUUUUAAUUCUAGUAAUCCAUCUCAUUGCCAGUUCCUUUAUGUUGUCUGCGAAGAUGUUGUUUUGGUAGUCAUCAAAAACAAUGGUGAACUCACUGCAGCCUUUCACGAUCCCUUACCAGCUGGUGUUGAUCUUAUGGAAUGGUGCCCGGACGAGGCCUUCCUCCGUAAGGUGGAACUGGAUAUCCUGAACGACUCUACCAUGGUCCCUACUGAAUCUUCAGACACCGACGUCUUGGACACUGAGCAUUCAGAUCUGGCUCUCAGCGGCUGGGAUACACUGAGGUAUCGGGAUGUCAAGAACCUAAUUAUGGUCAGCCUGCUUAAAAAUUUACCUCAAGAACGUAUUGAUGACGCCCUUGCUUUGUUUCACGAGAUAAUGGGUGACCAGAGUCUGGCUUUUGAGCUGGACCUUGAUGGUGACAUCCCAUUACGAAUUCUGGACAAGGGAACCAACAGAAUUAUUCAGCGUGUUUCCGAAGGAACUUUUUCUACGUUCGUGGUAGCUGCGUUGGUUGUCCAUCCAUUUAGCCGAACCAUCAUUUUCGACGAGGUUGCCCGAGGAAUGCAUCCGUUGCAAGUUCGUCGCUUGAGAACGAUUCUCAUGCGAGAAUCAAGAAACAGAAGAAAGUGCAUUAUAACCACGACGCACUCGCCAGAAGUGGUAGAAGUUGAAAGAAUCAACCUGAUUUGGAGGUUCCAAGUUCUCCCAUCCGGUUAUUGCCAAAUAAGGCGUGUUAGAUCGCAUUACAACGUCAGAGAUUUACACUUCAUUGGUGGAGCGGAAGUGAGGGAGAUAUUUUUUGCGCGAUACAUUGUUUGGGUCGAGGGGGAAAGCGACAAGAGAUUUAUCGAGGCGUUGUUGAGGUUAUUUGAUGAAGGAAACCCGGAGCUCUUUAAAGCUCUAUUAGAACCUGGGUCAGCUGCUGCCAACAUGACCGGAGGCUCAGAUGGUUCUUUGCCCGAAUCUUCUCAAACCUACGGCACAGAUCUGCCUGUAGCUGUAGAAAACCUUUUGCAAGAUCCAGCUUAUAAAAGAAAGUACUACACCAAAGAACUCUUAUCCAAGAUCCAAGAAGCCGUCCGCAGCUGUAUUGUCCUGUCAAUCAGCGGCAAGAAAAAUGUCUACAAAGCUACAGCAAUAUGUCAUGAUUUGGGCAUUCCGCAUGCUGUGGUGUGUGACUUGGAUGUUAUUAUCCCUAAUUCAAAGGAGAAUUCAGUUCAGUCGCAAUUCAACAACUGUAGUGGACUGUGGACUACUGCAACCAUUCCUCACGCCAAGACAAAACUCUUGGAUGAAGAACAAUGCCCUGCGUCAAAGUGUGUUCAAGAUUUGAAUCCUGAACUGAUACCAAAGUUGCGCGCCUGUAGAACAGUGGGCGAUGUCAUGAAGUUUUAUGACAAAACACAGCGUAUCUUCACCUGGCGUGUAGAUGGUGGUGAGAUAGAAGACGCAGUUAGGUUGACUAAGUCACAGUUUGGUAAGAAAUUAUGGCCUGAUCUAUCUUUUGGGGACAUGAAAGAGCUUGUUGUUUGUUUAUUGCAACCGCGUAAGUUACGAGAACGGAACCCAAAGGACAAAGACGCCAGCAAGCAGCCAAACCCAGAGCUCCUAAGGUGUAUUUUUUUCCUUGUCCAUUUCUUUAGGGAAAGUGUAAAAGCUAAUUGAGUAGGAUUAAUUGUCUUGUGUAGCACGUACGUAAGAAAUAAUGACAACGACACACUAACGAUACCAUAGGCGAUUCUAUACUUUCGUCCGGAAAACCGUCUUUUGUACCUGUUAAAUGGCGCGAUUUUCACCAGAGAUUUCGACCGCCGUGAAAUCCGAUUGAAAUCGCUGCUAUUUGCCAUGCGCAAAGCAACGAAUUUCGGCGUGCAAAAUCGCCUUCUGUGUCGCUAACCCCCAACGUAAACGGCCUUUAGGCUCGUCAAGGAAUCUUUCCUCGCGUGACGAGCACAAGGAACGUUUACGUGGGGGGCUAGGUAGGAGGGAUUUUCCGUGCACGUGAACUGAAGACUGCUAUCUGUCAAGGUAACUUCUUAGUUCACUUGUCUAAGUUACAAACGCUCCUCUAUCACACUAGUAGGUAUAUUUUUUGGGGUCAGCACCGUGGGUUAUCUCUGUCAUAUCACAGUGGGCGAUUCUGGUGGUAUAAAACUGACAGUUAUAGGAGACGAUAGUCCUAGAUUGACCAUAAGUUGACAUUAGCACUUGGCAUUGUUAUAAUGUGUAACGCGCCAUUGGCUGCAUUUUUCUAGGGUGACGAACAAUGUGGCUAGGGAUGCGUUCCUUUGGGAUGAUCUGGAUUAGGACCAGUGAUCCAAGGUAACUCAGAUCUUGGUGUAUUAAAGGAACGGAUGAAUCCACUCUGGAUUCACCAGAUCCUUUGAUGCACUAUGAUCCGAGUGAUGUUGGAUCAGUGAUGCUAGUUCGCAUCAUUCCAAAGAAACGCAGCCUAGCAUAAAGUGAGUCUAGUUAAAUACGAUACGUCCAAAACUCGCGAGUCAACAACAACAAGUUAUUGUGAGAGAGAUUUUUGGGCGCUUAGGUCAGCAAAUUCAAAGUUCAAAUAAUUUGGUCUGUUGUUUUGUCUCAUAUUUACCCAGAGAAAUUAUAUGUUUUUUUUUUAUGCGUCAUCCCAACGCAUAAAUUUCCUAAGUUUGUCUGACAUUAAUUUAAUGC